AUGUCUUUAUCUACUACCAACCUCUUUGUUCGCAAUGGAUUAGCCGUUGUAGGAGGUUUAGCAGUUGGAUCAGCCAUCAAUAUGGGAUUGAUUACGCUGAAUUCCAAGUAUUUGUUUCCCAUGCCUCCAGAUGUCUCUUUUGACGAUGAAGAGAAAUUUGGCGACUAUAUUAAAUCCUUGCCACCCUUGGCGUAUACGGUUGUCUUUUGCGCACACUACGGACAAGCCAUUGUAGGCGGUAUUCUUGCUUCGAAAUUGGCAUCGUCUGAUGGUGGUGAGGGUUCCGGUGAUCUGUGUUGUUAUAUUGUUGGGGGCUUGACGAUGAUUGGAUCUAUUAUGAAUACUGUGGCCCUGCCUGUACCCGCAUGGACUUGGCUUGAGAUCCCUGUGUUUCCCUUCUUGAUAUAUUAUACAGCUAAAAUGGCAUCCGGAAAGAGUGACAAGAAGGCAGAAUAG
Molecule: messenger RNA, 456 nt
Organism: Cylindrotheca closterium
Lineage: Eukaryota; Bacillariophyta; Bacillariophyceae; Bacillariales; Bacillariaceae
Source: the annotation of a GenBank genome assembly